AGGUUGUCGUCACCAUCGCCAUGACGUUGGUCAGCUACCCGCCAUCGAACGGGAAGUUGUAGUCACCUUAGUAUCCCAUCGCUCCUCCCCCGGAAGAUAGCCUAGUUCAUGAGUCGUGAUAGGUUUGCUGAAUCAUAUCGAGGACAGUCUGUGCGAUUACCCUACCUACAUGUGUGAUAUUCAACCAUCUGUAUGACAGAAGCGGAGAUGGAAGGAAACGGCUCCCCACCAGCAGUGCCAGAAACAAAUCUGAACAAGGAAGUGGAGCACAUCCGAGAGUUAGCUAGACUUUGCUAUGAUGAGGGCAUACUACCAAUGAAUAUCGAUCCGGGUGAAAUGCGAACCGAGGGCCGAGAAGUUUUUUUCAAAGUUAUCCCUAGGAUAGACCAAACGAAGAUUGUGUGGCUCAAGGAACACACUAUCACAAUCAUCUUCAAGGAAGGCGCUCGGUUCUUGCCGAAGAAGGUCAAGGAUGACGUCAUCAGGGCCUUUGAAGAUGAACGGGUCCAGGACGGCGAUCUCGAGGCCAUCAAUUUCAAACGUGGUCAAGUCAAAAUUGUGAGUCCCAACGUAGCCUCCUACGUAGCAAAGAGCAGUGCCAUAGCUUUGUGGAUGAUAACAAAAGGGUCAGACGAGAUUACUCUUGGCUCUACUCGCUAUGUCCUCGAAUUCAAACCAAGGCUCACGAAAGCACAGCUAAGAGAGCAAAGGAGAACGGAAGAGGAGUCCACAUUCUGGAUUAUUGCUGUCCAAAUGCCUUUGGAUGCGAUGCUUUAUUUAGAAGCCCAUGUUCGAAAGGCGAUCGGACCGGUUGUCUUCACCCGAACUUCGGCCUUCAUCCCAUGGUUGCAGCAGAGUGUAGGACCUCUAGACGGAAUGAUGGGAGCAAUCAACCGCCAACCUCCGGGGUUUUACCCCUGGGGGAUGCCAGCAACUCCAACAUACCAGACGGGAGGAGGGGGAGUAAAUUGCACUGGAGGUUUGGCGGGAAUUGGGGUUAUGGGAGGAAACGGAGGGGUGGGAGGAAUCGGUGGUGGGGGAGGAAUUGGAGGCGUGGGUGGAUUCGGAAGUGUGGGAGGAAAUGGAAGGAUGGGUGGAAUUGGAGGGUUGGGAGGAACUGGUGGGGCGGGAGGAAUAGGGUGUGCGGGAGGAAUUGGUGCCGCAGGAGGAAUUGGUGGGGGGGGAAGACUUGGUGAUGGGGGAGGAGUUGGUGGUGCGGGAGGAUUGGGAGGUGGGGGUGGAAUAGGAGUCAGAAGGAACUCACACCACGGUCCAAAUGACGGAAUGUCUCCUCAUGGCGUCUCGGGAGACAGAGGAAUACAGGGCAUCUUGAGAACACGCAGCGGACAAAGCGGCAAACAACGCCGCCUCAGUUUUGAUGAAGAAUCCAAUGCGGCAAUCCGAGGGGAAGGGUCAAACACCUCGAUGGCUUCCUCCAGUUCACAGGCUGAAGGUAGUAUCCGGGAAGUGGGGACUCCAGGAACCAAGACGACGAGGAAACGUCAUCCUAUGACGUUAGAUAAGGGUCAGCUGAAUAAUUUGGAGGUACAAAUCUUGCCAAUAUUCUUCUCAUAUGCUAGAAACUCAUUGUGGGUACUGGCAUGGGCAACUCUUGAUGCCUCCAUAAAUUUCAUUACAAUCCCUUCCCCUGAUCUUCCCAUGCCGUCAAUACUAACGAAUAUCAUCCGAACCGCAAUCAACGACAAGUUUACCUUCAGGCUGAUCCCAGAUAUGUUGGUCCCGAGAUUUUUGAUGGAUCAUCCAGUUGGUCAGGGUAGGAAACUGAAAUUUUUCUGCCCUCUGGCUGAUGUUCGGUUUGUAACGGGCCAGUUGGAAAUUUUAGAGUCCGAAGGACUUCGGUUGAUUCCUCUUUCAGUAUUUAUUGAUGCAAAGAAACAGGAUCUCCGCCAGAUUAAAGCAGAACCUGCAAAUUCGACCGAAUUCCUGUACGAGCUGGAUGGCAAGCUGGUUCGAGAAAAGAAGCUGGCAUCUCAGUUCAUCAGGAAGGCUCUCACGUCUUCCUGGCUUGUAACUAGAGAGUUAUCACAACAGGCGGUAAGCUCCAACACUCCAAUGGCAUCCCUCAUCCAAACGAAAGGGAACAGAACAGGCAAUGGGAAAAAUUAAGUUAGCCACUUGGAAUGUGAGGGGUCUCGUGGAUCAGUCCGGUAAACAUAAACGCGAAAGACUCAAAUCAUGAAUCAUGUAAAUAAAAUCCAAAUAGUCUG
This is a messenger RNA of Chara braunii, 2228 nucleotides long. NCBI's taxonomy places the organism in Eukaryota, Viridiplantae, Streptophyta, Charophyceae, Charales, Characeae. The record is from the annotation of a GenBank genome assembly.